UGAUUCAUUUGCAGUUUGUUUCAGUUGUGAACAGGAGCGUAAUUGUCGCAACUGAGCUCAGACGGAGAAAUUUUCCACUUGUCUUAUUCUAACAAGUUUGUGCAAAAUCGAAGGUUAACUAAAGAACUUUGAAAAAAUUUCGUUGCCAUUGACAAUUUUUAAUUGUCAUUUCAAGUGAAGUAAAAACGAAAACAAUAAAAAUUGUUUUCAAUUUUUGAAUAAAUUACAAGUAAAAAAGAGAAAUUUUCCAAAAUGCCAGAAGGUUUUGAAAAAGUGACACACUGCCUCUUUGACAUGGAUGGUUUGUUGCUGAAUACAGAACAUAUCUAUACACAAAUCACAAAACAAAUUCUUGAAGAGCAACGUUGCGAUGAAAAAUAUACGGGCGACGUUAAAGUGACCUUGAUGGGUGGCCAAAGCAAUGAAGUGGCAAAUGCAAUUAUAAAACGGUACAAUUUAUCAAUGACGGUUGAUGAAUUACUUGCAAGACAGCGCGAGCUGGCUUCAAAUUUGAUGCCAACGGCUGAACUAUUGCCUGGCGUUGAAAAGCUAUUGCAUCAUCUUUCAUCGCACAAUGUACCAAUUGCAUUGGCCACAUCAUCCAGCAAAAUGAUGUACGACUUGAAAACUGUUCGACACACCAAAUUAUUUGAACUAUUUGAUCACAAGGUGUAUGGAUCAAGCGAUCCAGAGGUUCUACAUGGAAAACCAGCUCCGGAUAUUUUCAUUGUGGCCGCUCGUCGUUUUCCCGACCAACCAAGUCCGAGCAAAUGUUUGGUAUUUGAAGAUGCACCGAACGGCGUAAAAGCUGCUGUUGCUGCCAAUUGCCAAGUUGUUAUGGUGCCAGAGGAUUAUGUUACAGCUGAAAUGCGCAAAGAAGCAACACUUGUCGUAAAUUCUUUAGAAGAUUUUAAACCAGAAUUAUUCGGGCUACCUGCAUUUGAUAAUUGAACAAACAAUGUCACCAUAAAAAAAACCAAACACAAUAUUAUUUUUAGAAAAUGCAUGAAAAUAUGAAACUUUGUUUUUUACAUCGCCGUUUGUAUAUAAAUCCCUUGUUAAGGAUUUUAGUACGGGUAACAUAGAUUGGAAUCUAAUUAAGCAAUUUUAAAAAUGACAAAAUAACAAGAAAAUUGUUGUACCUAAAAUGGAAUAAAUAAAAAUCUAUUUUAUUGACGUAGUAACACUGUAA
Contarinia nasturtii (swede midge) is the source of this 1192-nucleotide messenger RNA. RefSeq names its product pseudouridine-5'-phosphatase-like. The transcript is spliced from 2 exons. The record is from RefSeq and is a predicted model, not a curated record. Lineage: Eukaryota; Metazoa; Arthropoda; Insecta; Diptera; Cecidomyiidae. Gene Ontology annotation, molecular function: phosphatase activity. The coding region runs from base 253 to 951 and encodes 232 amino acids.